This is a messenger RNA of Erythranthe guttata (spotted monkey flower), 860 nucleotides long. RefSeq lists its product as uncharacterized. The record is from RefSeq and is a predicted model, not a curated record. NCBI's taxonomy places the organism in Eukaryota, Viridiplantae, Streptophyta, Magnoliopsida, Lamiales, Phrymaceae.
AGGAAAGGAACAAAAUUCAAAGGAAUAAUGGGUCAAAAGGAAUACCUUUCUUUCUAGAAACCCCCAAAUUAAAUUCCACGCAAGAGAAAAAAAAGCCCUAGAAUUCAAACCUCCCAACCAAAUUCCCCAAUUACGCAAACAAAUUCAUUUCGUUCAAUUCGAGAAGAAAUAUAAAGAAAUCUAAAAAUUGGCGAUCUUCAUCGAUCGCUUUUGAAGGUCGGCCGAAAAAAUGCAGUUGUUCUCCUGCAAACCGCCGUCAAUUUUCAUCCUCGCCGUUCUUCUGACCACCCUCCUCCCGGCCACCGUCCGAUCCGAUCCCAAUUUCCUCAAACUGCCGUCCGAUUACGAAAACGACGUCUGCCCGUUGAAUUCCGACGCCGACACCUGCCCCGUCAAAUGCUUCCGUACGGACCCCGUCUGCGGCGUCGACGGCGUCACCUACUGGUGCGGCUGCGCCGAAGCCCACUGCGCUGGGGCCCGCGUCAAGAAAUUCGGGUUCUGUGAGGUCGGCAACGGCGGGCCCGCGGGCCAGGCCCUUUUGUUGGUGCACAUCGUUUGGUUGAUCCUCCUUGGGGUAUUUGUUUUGUUUGGUCUUCUUUGAAUUUGAUUUGAUUUUUUUUAUUUUUUUUAAAUUUCAUUUUCUUCUGUUCUAAUUGGGGCUAUUAUUUCAUGUACCUAUGAGGGAAAAUUUACUUUGAUUUUUGAUCCAGAUUCUUUUCUGUACAAGUAAUCUUUUUCGGUUCAUUAGAAGCAGUUUCGACAUUCUUUUUUCAUUAACGAAAGAACCCGUAGACAUCGUUUCGAUAUUUGUACAUCAAAUAUGUGUUGAUUAGUGAAUUACGAAGAAGGUUGAUUGAUUA